Molecule: messenger RNA, 1779 nt
Organism: Carassius carassius (crucian carp)
Lineage: Eukaryota; Metazoa; Chordata; Actinopteri; Cypriniformes; Cyprinidae
Exons: 7
Coding region: 74-1336 (420 amino acids)
Biological process (GO): protein transport
Cellular component (GO): plasma membrane; cytoplasm
Source: RefSeq, a predicted model, not a curated record
ACUUUUGUUGAUUGUUUCCUGCAGUCGCGUGACUGAAGCUGGGAAGCAGCAGAUAUCGGCGCCAGGAGACAAGAUGUCCCUCACUGUGAAAAACCUUUCUGUUACUUACAAUCCUAUCAAUCAGGGCAAUACCUUCACCAGUGGGGAUUUUAUAUCGGGACAAGUCAUUCUGGAUGUAGCGAAGGACACAAAAAUGCAGUCGUUGAGUGUGAAAAUUAAAGGUAAAGCAGAAGUGCACUGGACCGAACGUCACGGCAAAACCACUGUGGUUUACUCGGAUAAGGAGAAGUUUUAUUCCGUGGAGAGAUUUUUUGUUCGGGAGGACAUAAAACAUGGAAAUGAGAUGCUGAAAGAUCCAUCAGGACAGCCGUAUUCUUCUGUUCUGGCACCAGGGCGUCAUGUUUACCCAUUUACCUUUCAGUUGCCUCUACAGCACUUCCCACCAACCUUCAAAGGUUCAGUUGGAAAAGUUGUCUACACUUUGGAGACAAAACUUUCCAGAUCAAUGCGUAUUUCCAGCAAAGACAAAACCGAGUUUCAUUAUGUCCCCAGACCAGUUGUGUCCAAUCCUGAACUAAUGGCACCUCAGCAUGGAGCCAAAGAUAAACAAAUGAAACUCUUCUCUUCUGGGAGUGUCUCGAUGAACAUAAACACUGAGAAAAUGGGAUACUACCUUGGAGAGGGCUUGAAAGUUUUGGCUGAAGUUCAGAACAGUUCUUCCCGUACAAUCAAACCAAAAUACUGCUUGUAUGAAAAACACAGCUUUUUUGCUAGAGGAAAGAGAAAACUUCACACACAUGACCUGCUUAAAGAGGCAGGGGAACCCAUUGAGCCAAACUCAAAGAAAACUGUCACCAAAAUGCUGUCCAUUCCACCCAGCCUUGCCAUAUCUAUCCUAAACUGUAGGAUCCUCAAGGUUGAGUACAGACUCAGGGUCUACCUGGAUGUGCCAUAUGCGUCAGAUCCAGAGAUUAAAUUCCCAGUUGUGAUUCUUCCUCCUCCGCCUGUCUCAGGGGCUACAAACAGUGACUUUGGAAUCUGGAAUCAUCCACCAGGAAGCAAUGUGUACCCCAACCCACCUCCUAUGGCUUCACGUGCCCCACCACUUAACGUGGUUGGACCACCUGGUCAGUUUGGUGCCCCUGGCUACUAUGGACCUCCUCUGAAUUCGUUUCCUGCUCCUGGUUACCCUGGACCUCGGGGUCAGUUUGUUCCACCUAGUUUCCCUGGUCACUUUGGUCCUUUAGUUUCAAAUCAGUCUGACCCAUCAGCUCCACCUCCUUAUCAGGAAUAUCAAUUUUAUCCACAGUGGCCAGACCACCCUGAAAAAUCUUGACAAUGUGAUUUUUAGAAUCACCUUAGAUUUCUUUUGUGUUAUUGUUUUAUCUAUAAUUUUGAACUUAUUUAUAUAUACCUGUAUAUCCUUUUACAUUUUAGGUAGUGAUGUUGACUGUUAAUAAGUAAACAACAUUCUAUACUAUUUAUUUUUGUAUUUCUGAACCUUCAGUAUAGUGCUACAUUUUACAUCCCAUGAAAAAUAUAUUUCCUGCUUUAUCUGUUAAAGGGGUUAUAUGAUGCUUUUUUAAAAGAUCAUUAUUUUGUGUAUUUGGUUUAACAGAAUAUGUUGACAUGCUUUAAUGUUCAAAAAACACAUUAUUUUUAAAAUACUGUACAUUAUUGUAGGUCCUCUAUGCCACGCCUCUUUCAAACGUUUUUUUAUAAAGUCCCUCCUUCCAACAAGCGCAGUUUGCUCUGAUUGGCCAACUGACCCAGUGCAUU